AUGACUGUCCUUCCUAGCACCGACUCCCUAAACGUGUCCACAGACAACGGAAUCCAGCUGAAACAACUGACAAAACCUGAUGCUAACAACGGGAAGAAUGACGUGGAGAUAUCCAACCAUUGCCUGGAUAUCGCCGAGGACGAUGCCUAUGAUAGAGGUCCCUGUGCUCGAUGUAUGGAAGUCUUGGAGAAAGCCAUCGACGCAGUCUGUGCUCGGGUGAUGCCCCUUGUUCAGAGAUGGUACAAGGUGGCGUUACUUCUGGUGUACCUUGUCUAUUUCUCAUACUGCAUGUACUAUAGAUUCGGAGAUGAGGGAUCCAUUGUGCUUGUUGUUGGCACUGCCCUGUUGGCCAUGUACCUCUGUAGAAAGUUGGUGUUGCAACACUGCUGGAAGUGUGAUGUAUCUGCCAGCCUGGCAAGGGCUUUGUCGUCACCGAAGGGGAGGAAAUGUCGUAUGGUCUUACGUUACGGGUCGUACAUUGGUGUCACAGCCGGGCUGAGUGUCUUCCUGGCUCUGGACGUGCUCCGGUACAACCCACAGAACUGUCAGUCUCUCAUUGGAAUUGCAGUCAUCAUCAUCAUCUGCCUUCUGCUCUCCAAGAAACCCAGUAAAAUUAAUUGGCAUCCAGUUUUCUGGGGAUUUGUGAUCCAGUUUGUGUUCGCCAUUUUGACCCUGAGAACCAGUUUUGGCUACUCAGCGUUCAAGUGGGUCGGUGACUUGGUGCAGACGUUGUUAGGAUUUUCUGACGCUGGAUCCGAGUUUGUCCUUGGCAAGAACUUUAAGUCCAUGGGCUUGUUGUUUUCUAUCGCGGGAAUUAUCCUUUUCUUCAACUGCAUCAUCUGUCUGCUGACACACUGGGGUGUGAUGGAGGUCAUCGUCAUCAAACUGGGCACGCUCCUGGGUUUGUGUCUGGAGACUGGGCCUGUGGAGUCCAUCAAUGCUGUGGCCAAUAUUUUUAUGGGAUUUUCAGAGGUGGGACUUCUAAUCCGGCCGUACCUGACACUUCUCAGCAAGUCGGAGCUGUGUGCGGUCAUGACUGGAGGCUUCGCUAGCGUGGCUGGAGGCAUUCUGGGUGUCUUUAUUCUCUUCGGGGCCCCAGCCAACCAUCUCCUGACGGCGGCCGUUAUCUCCGCCCCAGCCGCCUUGGCCCUCACCAAAGUCAUCUACCCUGAAACUGAGAUUGUCAACUCAGCGGCUCAGACAAACAUGAAACUCAGGGAUGAGAAUGACAAGAGAAAGAACGCAUUGUCCGUGUGUGCAGACGGUGCUGUUAUGGCAUUCCAUAUCUUGCUGCCUAUCGCUGCCAACAUGAUGGCUUUUGUGUCACUCAUCAACAUGACGGACAACAUCCUUAACUGGUUUGGUAAAAGGGCAGGAGUGGAUGGCUUAAGCUUUGAUGUAAGCACUAAUUCAUUAGUUCAUUUAUCUGUGCUUACUUGUUAUAUCCGUUUCGCCUACAUCAUGGGAGCGCCACCUGAAGACUGUGGUCGAGUAGGAGCGCUCAUUGGAAUCAAACUCUUCGCCACGCCCAUGGUCGGCUAUGCUGAACUCGGCAAGAUGAUACAGAACAGGAAGAUAUUUGAGGCUUACAUGAAGACUGCCAACAGCUCUUGGCACUGGUCAGGGCCGGACAUUGUCCUAGAUUCAAUCAACAAAACUUUACCGUACGGGGUUAUGACGGUACGAUCAGAAGUGAUCACCACCUAUGCCAUGUGUGGUUUCUCAGCCAUCACUGCAAUUGGGAUAUGUAUUGGCUCCAUGACCGCGAUGUGUCCAGCCAGGAAACAAGAUGUCAUCGACAUUGUUUUGGUCGCCUUUCUUGCUGGCAAUCUGGCUAGCUUUGCUACCGGAGCUGUGGCAGACACAAGACAGGCAAAGAUGUAG
Candidula unifasciata is the source of this 1884-nucleotide messenger RNA. Lineage: Eukaryota; Metazoa; Mollusca; Gastropoda; Stylommatophora; Geomitridae. The record is from the annotation of a GenBank genome assembly.